AUGCGGACCAGGGACGUUCUUUGGCUCACCUUGCUGAAUGGCGUCGCUCGGGGCAGCGACCUUGCGCCAGCUGCUGGCGUUGCUGUCGCGGUGCCGAUGGUCACUCCGCCGCCUGCCGGCGUUCCCGCUCGUGUCGAGCGUCAGCGCGUUGACUCUUCCUGUAUAAGUUCUAUCGUUUCGGAACUGGCUCCACCAACCAGCGGCCUUGACUCCGACUUUCUGAGCUGGGCAAGCAGUGCCUCCACGGAGAUCAUCUCGCCAGACUGCACAGUCACGGUGCCUGCAAGCAUCUCCUCCGAGUACCUAGCCUACCGGUCCACGUUUCAGACCUACCUCUCUACCAUCGCAUCCAAGGCCAGCAGCAUCCGCACCAACUGUGGCGCGGACGACCUAUCUCUCACCUUCUCGCAGUUCUGCACGACGAGCCUCACUGUACUUUUCACCAGCGGCGCGGACAAGACAAGCACAACGUCUCUGAGCUCCCUUGAUAUUCCUGAUGAGACAAUCGCCGUCGGCCAGAGUUCAACGACCGACGAAACAACGAGUACAGACACUGCGAGUGCAAACACCGCCACGGGUCCCUCGAGGACGACCGCUGCCGGCCCGUCACAGACUACCGCCGUCGGCUCAAAAGAAUAUCCUAACCUGGCGCUGGUGCUUGCCAUAGGUGUUGGGAUUGCGUGGAGCCUUGCGUGA
Purpureocillium lilacinum is the source of this 696-nucleotide messenger RNA. The record is from RefSeq and is a predicted model, not a curated record. NCBI's taxonomy places the organism in Eukaryota, Fungi, Ascomycota, Sordariomycetes, Hypocreales, Ophiocordycipitaceae.